AUGACGGAGAAUCAUACCCCUUCUACAACGCAGCCGACGUUGCCUGCGCCUGUUGCUGAAGCGGCGCCGAUCCAAGCAACCCCAGCUCCUUCUGCCUCAGUCACGGCGACUGCUGCCGCCGCCACGGCGGCGGUGAACAACACUGCCUCUAUGAACGGCGCCGGUGAGCAGUUGCCUUGCCAGUGGGAGCAUGUUUGCGAGCGUCAUGUUGGACGUAAAAGCACCAACAACCUCAACUUGACCUGCCAGUGGGGCACUUGCAACACCACAACAGUCAAGCGUGAUCAUAUCACCUCCCACAUCCGCGUCCAUGUGCCACUUAAGCCUCACAAAUGCGACUUCUGUGGUAAGGCUUUCAAGCGCCCCCAGGAUUUGAAGAAGCAUGUCAAGACCCAUGCGGAUGACUCCGAGAUCCGCUCCCCCGAACCGGGCAUGAAACACCCUGAUAUGAUGUUCCCCCAAAACCCUAAGGGUUACGCUGCUGCCACACAUUACUUCGAAAGCCCUAUCAACGGCAUCAAUGGGCAAUAUUCACACGCCCCGCCUCCCCACCAAGGACAAGAGGGAGGCCACCCCUACGACCGUAAGCGCGGAUAUGAUGCGUUGAACGAAUUUUUUGGCGACUUGAAGCGCCGCCAGUUCGACCCUAAUUCCUAUGCCGCGGUCGGCCAGCGUCUGCUGGGUCUCCAGGCUCUUCAGCUUCCCUUCCUCAGUGGCCCUGUCCCUGAAUACCAGCAAAUGCCUGCGCCUGUUGCCGUUGGCGGCGGAGGCGGUGGCUAUGGCGGUGGUGCUCCCCAGCCUCCUGGUUACCACCUGCCCCCCAUGUCCAAUGUCCGGACUAAGAACGAUUUGAUCAACAUUGAUCAGUUCCUUGAGCAAAUGCAGAACACUAUCUACGAAAGCGAUGAGAAUGUGGCUGCUGCCGGUGUUGCCCAGCCCGGCGCGCAUUACGUGCAUGGUGGCAUGAACUAUCGCACCACCCACUCUCCUCCCACCCAGCUCCCACCAAGCCACGUCACUGCAACCACCUCAGCCCCCAUGGCGGCUGCUACAGCCCACUCCCCAUCGGUCGGGACCCCAGCCCUGACUCCGCCUUCCAGCGCACAGUCGUAUACCUCCAACCGCUCACCCAUCUCCCUGCACCACGCUCACCGCGUGUCGCCCCCUCACGAGAGCGGCCCGGGUAUGUACCCUCGCUUGCCGUCGGCCACUGUCGCCGACAGCAUGACUGCAGGCUACCCGACCGCCUCAGGUGCCGCACCACCCUCUACUCUGAGCGGUGCGUAUGACCACGAUGACCGCCGCCGCUACACUGGUGGUACCUUGCAACGCGCCCGGCCGGCCGAGCGUGCUGCCACCGAGGACCGCAUGGACAUCUCCCAGGAUAGCAAGCAUGGUGGCGAGCGCACCCCCAAGGCUAUGCACAUCUCGGCGAGCCUGAUUGACCCCGCCCUGUCGGGUACCUCGUCUGACCCCGAGCAGGAGUCAGCCAAGCGUACUGCGCAAGCGGCCACUGAAGUCGCGGAGCGGGAUGUCAACGUUGCCUGGGUCGAAAAGGUCCGUCUGCUUGAGAACCUCCGCCGUUUGGUUUCCGGAUUGCUUGAGGCCGGUAGCCUUACUCCUGAAUAUGGAGUGCAGACCUCCUCAGCUUCUCCUACGCCAGGACUUGAUGCUAUGGAGGGAGUUGAGACUGCCAGUGUACGUGCUGCUUCUGAGCAGGCCAGAGAAGAGCCCAAGGCUGAAAGUGAGGGAGUCUUCUAUCCCACGCUACGUGGUGUGGAUGAGGAUGAGGAUGGAGACUCUAAAAUGCCCGAGUAA
Molecule: messenger RNA, 1818 nt
Organism: Penicillium mononematosum
Lineage: Eukaryota; Fungi; Ascomycota; Eurotiomycetes; Eurotiales; Aspergillaceae
Gene: pacC
Product: putative C2H2 transcription factor PacC
Exons: 3
Coding region: 1-1818 (605 amino acids)
Biological process (GO): positive regulation of transcription by RNA polymerase II
Cellular component (GO): nucleus
Source: RefSeq, a predicted model, not a curated record